Daphnia pulicaria is the source of this 5177-nucleotide messenger RNA. RefSeq names its product E3 ubiquitin-protein ligase listerin-like (gene Ltn1). Gene Ontology annotation, biological process: rescue of stalled cytosolic ribosome; ribosome-associated ubiquitin-dependent protein catabolic process. The record is from RefSeq and is a predicted model, not a curated record. Gene Ontology annotation, cellular component: RQC complex; cytosol. Bases 107 to 5068 code for a protein of 1653 amino acids. The transcript is spliced from 12 exons. Lineage: Eukaryota; Metazoa; Arthropoda; Branchiopoda; Diplostraca; Daphniidae. Gene Ontology annotation, molecular function: ribosomal large subunit binding; zinc ion binding; ubiquitin protein ligase activity.
ACAGCUUUUCGAAAACAGUGUGCGAUAAGAUUGUGUUAAAAGCGUUAAAAGUGUACACAGGUAUUUUUACGCAAUAUUGAAAAUUUGAGUUACUUUUUCUUUAAUAAUGGGUGGUAAGGAUAAAAAAGGACCAAGAACUAAAGGCAAUACAAAGCCUUCCAGUUCUGGAAGAAGUGCAGAACUCCUAGGUCACAUCCCUGAAUUUGUUGGAUUUGGUGGUUUACCUGAAGGAUCCUAUGUACCCAUUGUUGGGAUAAAUUCUCAAAUUGAGGAUGCAUCAUCAGAUCUAAAUGUUCCAGCAGAUUUCCGCCUUAGUCUACGAAAAAUGGGAAAGCGUGACUCUAUAACAAAAAUCAAAGCUCUGCAGGAAUUUUCUGAACUCUGCAAACAAAAUUCUGUGGACACACUGAAAUGUGUUCUGCCGUUCUGGCCAAGAAUUUUUUCUCGCCUUGCUGUUGAUGGAGAUAGAAGAGUGAGAGAAUAUCUCCAUAAAUCACAUUCACAGUUAACUAGUCAACUUGGAAGAAACAUAGCCCCACAUUUAAAAGAUAUGAUGGGUGCUUGGUUCACUUCCCAAUGUGACACAUAUGCUCCAGCAGCUUCAUUGGCUUCUCAUUCACUUAAGACCUGCUUCCCUGGCAACAAACUAUUAGAUGCAAUAUCAUUUUGUCACAACGAGAUCAUGGAUUAUAUUAAAGAUUCUAUUUUCAAAGAAGAAAAUCUUCCAGACGAACAACAAGAACGGAUUACUAUAGGAGGAAUCGGUGGUUAUUCUCUUUUACUCCAGCAAGUUAAAUCCGAUGUUAUAGAAGCCGAAAAAAAUCUGCCGCGUCAUACUGAGGUGUGGGAAAAUGCCAACCUCUACAAAGUUGUUGAAAAAAGUAAAAGCUUAAUCAUCAAACAAGCAUGGUUUGGCCUAAUAUACAAUUUGGUCCAUUAUUUACCCAAGGUUGCACAAGACAAUUCAAAAAAAAUUUUGCCAUCUGUUUUCAAGUUUUUGGAUGACUCCGAGUCAACAUCUCAGUUGGCGCUAUGGGAAACUACGUUGAAAAUAUUGAUGACCGUAGAGAAUGCUUCAAGUUAUGUCAACCUCCCUUCUCAUGCGACCCCUAGAUUCCUGAAUCUUCUUCGAAGCGCUUGUUCGGGAAACGCUAGCAAAAUUUGUCCUCUAGUGGUACCUUAUGUGCGACUCCUGAGGGACAACAAAAAAACCUCCACCGAAAAAGAAGAACUCGACCGCCAAGUGAUUGAGGCACUAUUUCAAGGCCUCUUAUGCCGCAACAUUGCCAACAGUAGUGUAGAGGCUUCUGCUCUAUCCUCAACUCUUUUCCAGUUACUGGACUACAUAAUCGAAGUGACGCAAGAUUCUACUCACGUUACUGAACUACUCAAAAACACGUUUAUACCUUCCCUUGAUUUAAUGAUAAAAUCGCAAUGCAGCGAAUCGGUCGUAUCUGCUGUGAUUCGUCAAAUGACAACGACUCUAAAUUCCUGGUUCAGGACGAAGGAAAAAAUAGCAACGGAGUUCUGGGAUUUACUAGAGGUUUUUAUCAAGACAUUGACUGCUCAACCUCCGCAGCCUGAAUCCUCAUCAGUGUUCAAAAACGUGGCGUUAAUCAUCUUGGUGUUGAUGAAUUCUCACUCCAAACUGGACCUCCGCGCAAAAAUGACCAAGCGUGUCGUUCGUCUACGGUUUGCUGAUGCAAACGCGGAUUGCGAUAGCAAAGUGCAGGAAGCGUCAGUUGUGCAGCUACCAGAAAUGCCUAUUCUUUUCAAAGAAAAAGUGGUGAACAUGAGCGUAGUUAUCUGCAAAGAUGCUUUAAAGCGAUGUGAAAUAGGCGAUUGCGACCCUUCUCUGCGUCUUUUCGCUUCUCUGAUGGAAUGUGAAGAUAUUUUGCGCGGAUUAUUGGCUGUUGAAAGCGCCAGUUCGAUUGAAAGCAUGUUGUGUCUUAUCCAGCGGCUGCUUCAAAAAUUACGAGAUAACAAUACCUCUACUUUGUUUCUCUCAAUUUUGGAUGGUGUGGAUAGAGAUCUUAGGCACAAGAUCUUGGAGGAACUCAGUCUUGACAAUUUGACAUACAUAUCCUUGGCCACAACUGCACUUGAGAACUCAAAUUUAUCCCAGAAACAAGUGGUUUCAGAAUGGCUUGAAAGUGCCAACAUCGGAGAAUUGCUCAUUUCCACUACCAGGAGUUUUGGUAACUUCCAUAACGAAGACGAAAAUAGCGCCGUGUCUUGGAGAUUGCUUCGCGCAGCAUUUAAUGCUAAGAAACUGUCAAGCCGAGUACAUUUGCUUCCAAAAGAACACAUAAGUGGUAUCAUGAAUGCGUUCAUUGAAAUUCUCAGGGAUGAGCACAUAGAAGAAGAUUCCAUCGCUUUUGUUAUUCAAAAGUUUUCAAACAUGUUGAAGCCAUCUGCUGCUGAAUCAAACUUCCUGUUGGAGUCAUCGGAUGAAUGGCUUGACUCUUUGGUCGACGUUCUGUGCUCUACCAAGCACAUCCAACCAGAAUCUUUCAGUAUGCUAUUAGAAAUGUGGAAACAUGGCGCUAGUUACUCCAUCCAUUGUCGAUGCCAGUCGGCUGUCACUGUAAUCAAGCGAAAACUACUUGCAAUCCCGGAAUGCGGUAUGGCUGAACGCUUGGUCGAAGUCUUUCAACAUAUUUUAGAAUUGGAAUUACAACAGAAUGAUCCGGAAGCAUUGUGCUUAAUAGUACGUCAAGUUUUGCUCACUGAUGCCGAAUGGACGGGUUGGAUGAAAGAAGCGACCUCCUGUGAUCUAAUGGCGAAAGAAAUUAUGAGUGGCAAUUAUUGCCACUUUGUUCCAAUCACAAAUAACUUUAAGCCUGUUCAGCUCAAUAGUUGGGCUGGACUUCUGAACGCUGCAUUUAUGGUCUCAUCGAUUAUGGUUCAUAACCAGGACACAUUUGAGAAAGAUCGGACUGAAAUAAUUCCAAACAUUUUCUUCGCAUCUGCCGUCGCUGAUCUUCUUCAAGAAACCAACAGAAAUCGCACGAAGGACGCAAUGUUAAAAGACAUCGAGAAAAUGAGUGGAGUGUUGGAAAGCAACGCCAACAUUUUGUUAUCCAGUUGUUCCACUUCAGAGAAGACGGAAGUAAUUAAAAAGACCGUGUUUAACUCCCGCCAGUAUCGUUGGAUUUGGUGUUUAGUGGCCAGAAAGUUGCAGACCAUUUUGCCUCAAAGCUUCGAGGAAAACGAAACAACAGAAGAUGUUGUAAUGAUUUUAUCAAGCCUCAGUGAUGAAAAAUUAAAUAGGAUCACCUUAUCUCAAAUCUCCAAGUUGUCCACCCUUUCAACGAACAGCUGGACGGAAUCAUAUCAAAUUUUAACCUCUAUUCGCUUUCUUUUGGAAAAGUUGAAGGCCAAUAUCAACAACGACACUAUGGAUGCAUUAAUUGAAUCGAUGAAAAUUCUACAAUCAUGGCAAUUGGAACACGACGAAAGUUUUCUUUUUGGUCUUGAUUUGAAGAAUGUUUCGCGUUCGGGUUCAAGUGUUAAAGCGGUAUGGACAGUUAUCGAAAUAAUUCGGCUUUUGUCGACUGUCGUUGAACUUUACCCAGUCAAACUUGUGCAUUCCUUGUGGGACUUCAUCCUAUGUUCGAUGACAUCAUGGUGUACAACACUGGAAGAGAGCUGGGCGGAAGUGUCUUCUUCCAACCUAAAUACCAAUCCAUUUUUGCUUUCGUUUACUGUAGCUCUCAGUCGUUUGAUUCAGAGCUGUGGAACCCUUAUGGCUGAUGUCGAGCAGAAGAAAGAAGAAUUAAUCUCUGCUAUUCCUCCCAACUUAGUUACAGAAUGGAACGAUGUGUUUUCUGACGCAACUUAUAAUGCUGUAUUGCCAAUCUUUCUUCGACUGUCCCGAAACAACCCUUCCCAUCUUUCGGCCUUCUAUUUGAUGGAAACUUUGGCACUGUCUGUUCGCCAUGCGCCUAUGAAAGUUGUUCAACCUACUGCAGAAAAACUGUCAUCUCUCCUUUUAGCUAAACAUUCGGCUAUUCAAUUUGCAGCUCACGGAUUAAUUAUUAAAUUACUCCCAGAAAUCACGUCUACAGAAUUGGCAAAGUCCAAAGAAGAGGUGGAUGGCGAUGAAGAAAAAACCGAACGACCCCCUCCUCAGGCACUCUUGCUUCCGUUAGAAAAAGUCGCUUUGGAGGAUCUCGAUGAACUUCGUUGCGGUGAUUUGCACACCACUGAACCUUACAGCGAAGAAUGUACUCAACUGAUAGGCUACUUCUUGGGCUGGGAUGUGAUUCUUCGCUUAUGCGGAUGUUCGAGCUCUGAGUUGCGCUAUCAAUAUGCUUCGUAUUUGAGUAACUCCAAUCACAUUUCGCGGCUGAUGAACAUCUUAUUCUGCAUCAUACCACACGCCAGCUUUCAGCAACAAGCAGAUUUGGAAAUAGAAUUUUUGCCUAAUGUUGUAUUAACAGAGAAGGUCAUCCAAAAUAUGGCUGUAAUGGUAUAUUCUUCUGCUCUGAGGCAUCUUCCUGCCGUUGUCAGGCGAUGGUGCAACAAUGCUGACAAGCGAACGGCAAGCUUAGUUGAGAAAUUUACUUCGCGGUGUGUUAGUCCGGUUUUGUGUACAUUAGACUUGCAGUUUUGCAGCAAAACCUGGGAUAACAUGACUGUCCGCGUACGACCCACAGCAAGAGAAGUCAUCGCCACAUACAAACUAAAUGAAGAAGGUUCCAUGGAACUGAUUAUGCAGUUACCUGCUAAUUAUCCUCUGGGUAACAUUGUGGUGGAGACCGGAAGAAAAGUGGGAGUAACUGCAAGUCAAUGGCGGAGCUGGAUAUUACAGUUGCAGACUUUCUUGAUGCAACAGAAUGGAUCGAUUUUGGACGGCCUUUCCUUGUGGAAAAGAAAUGUUGACAAGAGAUUUGAAGGCAUUGAAGAGUGUUGUAUUUGCUAUUAUGUUUUGCACGGUUCGAAUUAUCAAUUGCCAAAAUUGAGUUGUCGAACAUGUCGCAAAAAAUUUCAUGCCCAUUGUCUCUACAAAUGGUUCAGCACCAGCAACAAUUCUACAUGUCCUUUCUGUCGUAAUUUGUUCUAGAAAACACACCGUGCACCGUUUCCUGGUGCACACAUUUAUAAAGGAUCCAAACUCUAAAGCAAAGAAAAUGUAUUUCAUGUAAAGUGGAAAUACAAAAAUGUAAGGUUAA